Messenger RNA from Corticium candelabrum, 2134 nucleotides. RefSeq lists its product as uncharacterized. The coding region runs from base 58 to 1893 and encodes 611 amino acids. Lineage: Eukaryota; Metazoa; Porifera; Homoscleromorpha; Homosclerophorida; Plakinidae. The record is from RefSeq and is a predicted model, not a curated record. The transcript is spliced from 3 exons. Gene Ontology annotation, biological process: regulation of apoptotic process.
CGUGAGCGCUAGUGUGGGCUCUGUAGCUCUUUGUUGGCUGCGUUUGGUGGUGAUCGGAUGGCUGCAGCUGCAGUAACGCUAAAGGACCCUAAAUGGGAAACGGUGUUGAAACCUCGGCUAGUGGAGGUGGCUGAGGUCUUAUGUCCACUUCGAAAUCGACUACCCUCUCGGCUGUAUAGUAAGAACCUUAUUAGUUCAGACGAAGAGGAACGUUUUACCAAGUCAACUAAGGAAGACACAGACUUGGCUUUGGAAAUUCUACAAGUGCUUCGUAAACAAGGUCCAGGGUCAUUUGACAAAUUUUGUGACGUACUUUUGGCUACUAAAGAUACGACAUUACAUGACUUGGAAAGGAUUUUUCGACCAGAUCCUCCACACAGCAGUGAGAAGAGUAGUUCUAGAGACAGCAGGUCUGAGCAGAGGCUGGAUCGAAAGUCUGUUCAGAUUGUUGUUUUAAAGAGUUUAUUUGAAGACUUUGAGAAGAAAAAGUGUGGGGAACAGCUAAAGGACGCUUUGUUUCAUGCACUUGGGAUUCCAAAAGAAUCUAUUACAUCAUAUCCAGUUACACAGCCAUUCCGUCGUCCAGAUAACGAAUCAACUCAUAUUGUUCAUGUUGCUAACAAGGCAUUGAUUACGGUUGUUGUCAGUGGAGUCGAUAAAGCUGAGGUUGAAAAACAUGGAAACAUGAUAAUCAAUUUUCUCUCUAUUGAAGCUGGAGUCAAGGAAUCAGAAAUAGAACUUAUUCAGAUUUUGCCUUGGAAUAGUUGUUUACUGGUUAUUCGUUUACCAGGAUUGGCAAUGGUGCGGCUUAUCAUUGCUUUCUUCGGUUCAAAAACAAGGCCAGAAUUUUGUAAACGUUUUGCAAACUAUUUGCCUAAAUCAGCAGUUGAGGUCGCAUUUGGAUUUGCCUCACUCCCAGAUUCAACGGCGUCAUUAUCAUCAAUACCAAAAUUUGGAGAUAAUCUCUCACAUCUUACCGAACAUGAACAAAAAGCAUCUGUACGGAGUGAAGGUGAGACAAGUCAGACAGGAAACGCGGAAGUUUUAGCCAUUCUUGAAGAGACAAGUGCCCAAAUGAUACAAGGUGCCCAAACUUUUCUUAACGACAUGAAAAAAAUUGAAGAACUAGUCGAAAAGACAAGACGAGCUAUGGCUUAUGUGGAGGUGCCUCGCACAUUCUCUUGGGAUUCUGUUUAUAACACCAUGGAAUCGACGCUGAAGUUCAUGAAUUCAAUUGAGAAAUUUGCCGCUUGUGGUCAUUCUGCUGACAGGAUUAAGAAGGUAAAGGCGGCGCUGAAAAUUGGGGAUUUCAGAGAGUUUAAGUUAUAUAUAGCUGCACUCAAUACGAAUCUAACAGAAACAAAGACUUUGUGCGACAAUAUUCUUGAGACUGCUCUUCUAGCAGCGAAAGACGUGUCUGACAGCCAAAGUAGGAUCAGUCCAACACUAAUUGCCGGCGGCAUUGCCGGCGGCGCCAUUGCCGGCGGCGCCAUGGCCGGCGUCAUUGCCGGCGUCAUUGCCGGCGUCAUUGCCGGCGGCAUUGCUAUCGGUGCAUUAGCAGGAUAUGCUAUGGUAGAGUACACUAGAAGGUGGUACACAACAAGAUUUUGGAAAGAGUUGAAAGAGUUGAGUGAAAUGCUGGACAAUCUCUCGAUAUCAGGCUUUUCCCCGAUAGAACGCUUGAGCGGUUGGUUCAAUGAACUACAUAGUACAACGAUCGCUACUACAGUCCCAGGACUUGAGCAUGCCAAGGCGGAGCGCUUCAACAAAGUCGUCGAUGCAUUGGAAGUCGUUUGCAAACGACUAAACGUUUUGUCAGACGAAACAGUCUCUGUGGUAAGAACUGUCAUGCAAAGUCUAGAGUCGUCUUCUCACAGUGGUGCCUCAGUAUGAUGGAUAAAGAGCGCGUUGAACUAAAUCGUGCAUCUGGCACGUAUGCACUCACAUUUGACGUAUUUGUACGUGUCUAUUUGGCGUAGCUUUACGUGUCGAGGGAUGUGAGCUGUCUACACGAGCUUCUAUUCUAAGCAUCAGUACGUUUUUGCAUGCAUCUAAACAUGAGUAUAUAUGCACGUUGCUGUAACUUUGUGUAGCGAGAGCUGUACAAUGGUCUAGAUAUGUAAAUAUACAUUUU